This is a messenger RNA of Trichomonas vaginalis G3, 963 nucleotides long. RefSeq names its product structural constituent of cytoskeleton. NCBI's taxonomy places the organism in Eukaryota, Parabasalia, Trichomonadida, Trichomonadidae. The transcript has a single exon. Gene Ontology annotation, biological process: mitotic cell cycle; microtubule cytoskeleton organization. Gene Ontology annotation, cellular component: microtubule; cytoplasm. Bases 1 to 963 code for a protein of 320 amino acids. Gene Ontology annotation, molecular function: structural constituent of cytoskeleton; GTP binding; GTPase activity. The record is from RefSeq and is a predicted model, not a curated record.
AUGAUCCACUCUCUUUGCGGCGGAACUGGAUCAGGUUUGUCAACAAAUUUCCAAUCUAUUAUCUCAAAUGACUUCCAAGAUAAAAUUACCGCUAAUUACUGCUUAAUACCAAGUCCCUCUGUAAGUGGGAACGUUUUAGAGCUAUAUAAUUUCAUAUUAUCUCAUCAUUAUAUUUCCGAAAGUUCAAUUCUUACUGUCUAUUUUGAUAACGAGGCAUUAACCGACAUAUGCUUCAGAUCAAUGAAUAUUACGAAACCUACAUACAGCGAUCUUAACAGUUUGAUAUCGAAAUCAAUUUCAGGAAUUACUUCAUCAAUGCGUUUUCCAGGCAUGCUAAAUUCAGAUAUGCGAAAAUUGGCAACAAAUCUUACCCCAUUUUAUCGUAUGCAUUACUUCGUUAGCAGCGUUGCCCCUUUAACUCCUGAAGGAGUUAAACAAACAAUUCCAUCAAUUACAACAGAUCUUUUUAAUACCAAAAAUAUUCUUGUUUCUUGUAAUUGCAAGAAAGGUAUUUAUUUGUCGGCAUCUGCUAUUUUUAGAGGAAGAUUUUCAUCAAGAGAAGUUGAAGAACAAAUGAACAACAUUCCAUCCAUAAAUUCAUCCUAUUUUUGUAGUUGGAUUCCUUCUAACAUUCAAACUGUUGAAUGCAAUGUUCCUCAUCCAGGGUGUAACAUUUCUGGUACAUUUAUAGGUAAUUCAACUGCUGUUAAAGAAAUUUUUAAUAGAAUCGAUCAGAAUUAUUCUAAAAUGUUUGAUAAGGGAGCUUAUGUUCAGCAUUACAUGAAAAAUGAUGAAUUUGAUCUUUAUGUUUUUGAUGAUUGCAGAUAUGAUAUUAAGGAUUUAUCCAGCCAAUGCGAAUUGUAUGAAACUGCUGAUGUAGAUGAAGAUGAUUCUGAUGUAUAUGAAGAUGUAUAUGAUGUAGAUGAAGAUAAUUCUGAAGAAGAAGAUAUUGUGGAAGAAUAA